Aspergillus nomiae NRRL 13137 is the source of this 2043-nucleotide messenger RNA. RefSeq names its product DUF726 domain protein. Lineage: Eukaryota; Fungi; Ascomycota; Eurotiomycetes; Eurotiales; Aspergillaceae. The record is from RefSeq and is a predicted model, not a curated record. Bases 1 to 2043 code for a protein of 680 amino acids. The transcript has 2 exons.
AUGUGGAAGAAUUUGAAAGAGAAACAUGCCAGCAAAUUUGGGUCGGCCGCCCCUGCGGCUCCAAAGAAUGACGGCAACCAAGACCUAACUACUAUAUUGAGUCGGUCCCAACGGGCCGACCUGACAAUGCUGGUUGCUGCGAUCCUGGAACAUAUGAGAGCCACAAUUGAGCAGAAUUUUCAUGGUUCACCGUCACAUAGUCUUGAGCCCUCUCCUGACCGCAAAGAAAGCGAUUCGGCUUUAAUAUCACAUGAUCAGCAAGGAGACCCGGCGGACCGAUCCGACUUUAAACCUACUGUGCAAGACCUGAAAGCCGAAGCCACCUCGCUCACAAGCUUUGAUGACUGGAGGGACUCGGUUAUCCUCCGAAUUGGUGAAGUUGUUAACAAAAGCGAUGGCGAUGAUAAUGAUGAUGACGAACAGCACGCCAGUACUAGCUCGCAAGCUUCUCAACAGCAAGCUCCAGUAGUGUCUGAAGAACAGGGCUCAUUGGAAAAGUUGCGUGAGGUCUAUCCUCCCGUGGAAACAGCACUCCUUCAGCUUCCAGAAGCUAAAAGACUCUUGAUUCUCCAUUCACUGCUUCUAUUGCUGCUCAGCUUAGAGCAUUAUAAUGCUCGCUCGCGAGUGUUGAUGCUUUACGUCGCAUCUAGUCUACACUUGGACGUAAAGAUCCUCAAUGGUGAUGAAGUCAAGGUUGCCCGUGUACUACUUGACACUGCCAUUGAGUUAACAAAGAAUGCGGAAGCACAGAAUCAUGGCAAGAAAGGCGACUCUUCGAGAAAGUGGAAGGUCGUUGCAGCUGGGCUUGGAACUGUCUUAGGGGGCAUUGGACUUGGUGCUACUGCAGCUGCAGGGUACCUGGGUGCUCUUGCAGGCAGUGGUGUCAUCGUUGGCGGUUUGUUCGGUGCUUAUGGAGGCCGAAUGACUGGGCGGAUGGUGGAUAAAUAUGCCCGUGAAGUGGAGGACUUCGCAUUUUUGCCUGUCCGUGGUUCUCGGCAGAGGCCUAGUGAUGAAAAGGAAGCCGCUAAGCAAGAUCAUCGACUACGAGUUACUAUUGGCAUCACCGGUUGGGUCACGGAGGAAGAUAAUUUUGUCGUUCCAUGGCGUGUCAUUGGCGCGGAUUCCGAGGUCUUUGGCCUCCGCUGGGAAACAGAGCCGUUAAUGAACCUUGGCAAUGCAAUGGAUCUCCUGGUAACAAGUGCUGCAUGGGCUGCCGGUGAGCAAGUUCUGAAGAAGACGUUCUUUGCAUCUCUCUUGAGUGCCGUUGUUCUGCCUCUCGGCCUGCUGAAGGUUGCCCGUGUAGCCGACAACCCUUUCAGUGUUGCAAAGGCUCGGGCUGACAAGGCUGGGGAGGUUCUUGCCGACGCGUUGAUCAACAAAGUACAGGGCGAGAGAUCAGUUACUCUUAUAGGAUACUCCUUAGGUUCGCGGGUGAUCUUCUCCUGUCUCCAGAGCUUGGCCAAACGCGGUGCAUACGGUCUCGUGGACUCUGCAAUCUUGAUGGGCUCAGCGACUCCUUCUAAUGCGCAACACUGGCGCCGUAUGCGAAGCGUAGUCAGCGGACGACUGGUCAAUGUUUACUCAGAGAACGAUGCUGUGCUUGCUCUAUUGUAUCGCACCAGCAGUCUUCAACUGGGUGUUGCGGGGCUACAACCUGUCCAAGGCGUAGCCGGUGUUGAGAACUUGGACGCCAGUGACAUCAUCAGUGGACAUUUGCGGUAUCAAUUUCUGGUCGGACAUAUCCUCGGCAAGAUCGGACUGGAGAGCAUUGAUGCCCGUGAAGUGGAACGCGAGGAGGUUGCACUGGCCGCCAAGGAUCAGAGACAGGAACAGGAACGGAUCCGAAAUGAGCGCCGAGCAGGUGUUCAAGGCAGUGACUCCGCACAGCAGAAGUUGGAGAGCGGCGAGCUGAAAGAUGAGGAAAAUCGCUUGCAGAAGCAGGUCGAAGAGAGGAAACUUGAGCGUCUGCCUUUGCGUCCCAAUGAGCAGGGACAUCAAGAUCUCCAUUCAGCUCAUGAUACGGAAAGGGAAUAUAAGAGCUGA